Messenger RNA from Bursaphelenchus xylophilus (pine wood nematode), 978 nucleotides. NCBI's taxonomy places the organism in Eukaryota, Metazoa, Nematoda, Chromadorea, Rhabditida, Aphelenchoididae. The record is from the annotation of a GenBank genome assembly.
AUGAUCGUGACUGUCAGAAGAGGUAAGCGAGUUUUUUUUGUUUUCUUUGAUUUUUAUAGCAGUAAGCCUGGUUUCUAAAUUUUUUGUUUGGAAUUUAGGUUAGAAUUUUUAAGAAGAACAUACAGCUUUCCCGUACUUGGCGUUCAACAAAAAAUGUGACAGUUCCAGGAGGUAGGUGUGAGGGAAAUGCUUGGUAACUUCGUUUGCAAGGUCUUUGCAUUUAAAUUUACCGAAUUUCUUUCAAUUUCAGAGCGUUAUUUAUAUUGCACUUGACUUCAGAGCGAAUCCCGUUCUGGAUUUGUUGUAUUCCCGCAAAAUGCGUAUGCCCCAUCCCACAGCCCCAUUAUCAAUUGGGUAAUGCAAGUUGGCACCUUCAAGGCCUCUUUAUCACAAGGCCUGCCCGGACGUGAAGGAUUACCUGGACUGACGCUUCGUAUUGGUAUCGUAUCCAUGGUGAGAACAAAAUUAAAAAAUUGUCCAAUUUUGAGGGUAAGGUGUAAAUUUACAGGUGUAUGUCGAUUUUUCCGUCAAAGACCUGCCUCAUCAACCCGUGACGAUCUCCAUCUUCAGUAUUAACAUCCACGUAGUCGAAGAGAGAGGGAGUUGGAAUGGUGUUUUUCGGUAAGGCAAGGUAGCUUGAUGGUAGUCAUAAUCAUAUCGUUUGUUUGUAGGACUGAGAUGGAUCACCAAUGGAAAGAGGGUAUGUAUCUCUUCGAUGUUUCAGAAGUCGGGAUUCAUCAAGCGGGUGAGUAAUUUAUAUUGUAGUAGGUUUGAUUUUUAGGCCAUGCAAUGCGGAUACCCGACGGUAAUGAUGGUGGUGGGGACUUGAUCCUCCCCGAUGAAACCCGACCCUUUCUUCCAGUCGUCGUUUGGGAUCAGCGCAAGAAGUGCCAGGUUCAUCGAGUUAAAGGCGACAUUGUCAAAGUCUUUGUCAGCCAUUUGACCUUGAAAUUGUGUUUGUGCGAACAGUUUAUUUAA